UGGACUUUCGAUUCAAGCGUUCUGCGGAAUAAACUAAAAGUACCUAUUCUUGUUUCCUUAUGUCUCUGACCCCUAUCUAUUUUGGAUUAUUAUUUCUUGAUAAGUCGCUUUCUAUGAGUUUGUAUCGUAUUCGUUUAGUAUGUAUGCCUGGCCUAUGAAUGGGCCCUUGCGUCUCUACGCUCACAUGCCAAAUUCCUCUUCUGGUUUGAUAGCGGUCUUGCUUUCUCAUCUAUUCAGUGACCUUUCUCGUUUCAAGUUUAUCAAUACCUCGCUAACAAGCUUAACCUGUCCCCGGGAUCCCGAGGCCCCUCUAUGCGUUGCAUCUCGUCAGUACUUUUUCUCAUGCUUACUUUAUGAUACCAUUCUUGAGACCAUUGUUGUCCUCGUCCAGAUUACGACUUGAUGCCCUGGAGUUUCGGAUAUCUUUUCUCUUUUACUG
Aspergillus caelatus is the source of this 439-nucleotide messenger RNA. RefSeq lists its product as uncharacterized. Lineage: Eukaryota; Fungi; Ascomycota; Eurotiomycetes; Eurotiales; Aspergillaceae. Bases 140 to 403 code for a protein of 87 amino acids. The transcript has a single exon. The record is from RefSeq and is a predicted model, not a curated record.